UCCUCGUGGUUCCGGGUCCUGCUCUGGUUCUCGGCGCUGUUCGCAGAGACUGAAGCUCGGAGUCCGAGCGACCCCCGGAAACCCACGGGAAACCUGUUUCCCUUACUUGAACCUGCUGUGAGAAUCUAGCCGCGGGUCACUGCAGUUUCUUUGAAACCUUUGUAGACUCUGAGGCGUGGUCAAGGUCGAACGGCUGUGGCUGCGUUGGCGUCGGAAUACGCACACCGGCUACACCGGCUGAGCCCUGCGAGGCUUUGUGGAGCCGAGAUGACCCACUCUUUGGUUUGUCCAGAGACAGUGAGCAGAGUGAGUUCAGUGCUUAAUCGCAACACUCGGCAGUUUGGAAAGAAGCAUCUGUUCGAUCAGAAUGAGGAAACGUGCUGGAACUCGGACCAGGGCCCCUCCCAGUGGGUGAUACUAGAGUUCCCUCAGCGCAUCCGUGUCUCCCAGCUGCAGAUCCAGUUCCAGGGGGGUUUCUCCAGUCGCCGGGGUCACCUGGAAGGUUCCCAGGGGAAUGAGGCUCUUAGCAAGAUUGUGGACUUCUACCCUGAGGACAACAACUCACUUCAGACCUUCCCUGUGCCAGUUGCCGAGGCGGACCGGCUGAAGGUGACAUUUGAGGACGCCGCUGACUUUUUUGGCCGAAUUGUCAUCUACCACCUGCGCGUGCUGGGGGAGAGGGCGUGAGGCCACUGGGUACUAACUAACUCCUCCAGGAAGCCCUUGGGGAAGCACAGUGAAGUCCUUGAGGUUAUGCACA
Molecule: messenger RNA, 760 nt
Organism: Prionailurus viverrinus (fishing cat)
Lineage: Eukaryota; Metazoa; Chordata; Mammalia; Carnivora; Felidae
Gene: NR2C2AP
Product: nuclear receptor 2C2 associated protein
Exons: 5
Coding region: 268-687 (139 amino acids)
Source: RefSeq, a predicted model, not a curated record